This is a messenger RNA of Phalaenopsis equestris, 1333 nucleotides long. RefSeq names its product la-related protein 6A-like. The record is from RefSeq and is a predicted model, not a curated record. Lineage: Eukaryota; Viridiplantae; Streptophyta; Magnoliopsida; Asparagales; Orchidaceae. The transcript is spliced from 11 exons. Gene Ontology annotation, molecular function: mRNA binding. Bases 1 to 1065 code for a protein of 354 amino acids. Gene Ontology annotation, cellular component: nucleus.
AUGGCAAUCCUAGAGCCGGCUCCUUCCCCUCCCCCUCCUCCGGCAGCCGGCGGGUCCCCUGCCUCUAACGAUUCCAGAGAUCCUAUCGCCUCUGAUUCGCCGUUGGACGAUACUGAAACCCAAGACCGCCUUGAAGACUGCGAGCCGGUGCACGCGGGUUCACGCCAUGUUACCGAAGACAAUUCGCGUUCUUCUUGUGCUGCCUCCCUUCAUCAUGCUCUAUUUGAUAAGAUCGUGCGGCAGGUUGAAUAUUACUUCAGUGACGAAAAUCUUCCCAACGAUGUUUUUCUGUUGAAGCAUGUGAGGAAGGACAAGGAGGGCUCACGCUCACCAAGGAUCUUCCUCUUUCUUCCUCUUAUAGAGGGUGCUCUGAGGACUUCUUCCCUACUUGUUGUUAGCUCUGAUGGAAAAAGGGUGAAACGGCUGCAUCCACUUCCGAUUGCCAAACUCGUGGAUGAAAAGGCACGAACAGUUCUUGUUGAAAAUUUACCGGAGGAUUAUUCUGAAGAUAGAAUCCGGGAAAUCUUUGCGAUAGCCGGCCGUAUUUUAGGGGUUACCAUCCAUAAACCGCAACAAAUAGCAACUCUCAAGACGGCACAUUUUGCAAUCAGUAGUAAGCUCCAUGCGCUUGUUGUGUAUGACACUGUUGAGGCAGCAGAGAGUGCCGUUUCGUCACUGAAUGAUGAAAUGAAUUGGAGGAAUGGCAUGCGAGUUCAGAUUUUACUUAAAAGAAUGGAAAAGUAUGGGCUUGCUCAAAAAACACGGAAAAAUGUCUUUUUGGUAAAAAAUAAUGGAGCUGAAGCAUUGGAAAUACCUGCGCUGAACCAAAACGGAUUAGACAAGGAGGAAGACGAUAAUUGUAAUGAAAGUAUGGGUGGGCGGAGGAAUAGGUGCAGAGGUCGAGGCGGAGGCAACCACCAGCAACCAACCAACGGUCAAGGUCAUAGGAAUGUCCCAGCUGGUUUUGACGCUGAAGGCAUGAUUAGUAAGCCAUUUACUGGACCAAAGAUGCCGGAUGGAACGAGGGGAUUCACAAUGGGGCGCGGAAGACCAAUCUCAACUUGAUCGCAACCAUCAUGGUAUGAUCGUGUUUUUAUCUCCCUUUCACUUCUUCAGAGGAGUCCACAUUCUCUGUUCUUCUUGUUUGCACUUCGUAUCUUAUCUGGAAGCAUGUUUAUUUAUUUUCUAUAAAUUUUACUAUGUUAGUUAGGCGUGAUGGAUGGUUUCGAAAUGUGGUUUCAAUUAUAUGGAUGGUGUGUUAUGUAAUUAAGGUGUUGGGAGAACUUGAAUUGUUGCUUAGAAGCAUUUUGGGAUCCCUUUGGUUUUUGUUUUU